Messenger RNA from Anopheles merus, 12459 nucleotides. RefSeq lists its product as uncharacterized. The coding region runs from base 1348 to 8574 and encodes 2408 amino acids. Lineage: Eukaryota; Metazoa; Arthropoda; Insecta; Diptera; Culicidae. The transcript has 14 exons. The record is from RefSeq and is a predicted model, not a curated record.
GCGCUGUGGAAAAGCACCUACACACAGUACAGUGUGUGUGUGUGUUUUCGGUCAGUCAGUUGUGGAUGGCAGAUUUUCUCAAUCACGCUGCUGGGCGAGUGUGUUUGGUGACGGUGGCUAAACGAACAGCACGAGCUUCCCAUAGAGGUUGUCACCCUUUAAGUUGAAGGGAAAAACAGCCCAGCUAGGGGGCAGUGGAAAAUCACCGUUUUCCAUCACUAUCACGGCUUCCUGCGUGUGCUUAUGCCUUCUGCUCUGUAGGGAAAAUGGUGAACCGUCAGUUUUCAAUCGUUGUUCCACGUUUUGUGAGAGAAGCAAACGGCAUCACUAAUUAGGGCAUCCCCGUUUUUGUGUGUGUGGCUGUGUUGCUGUAUGUCAGUGGUGUUUGGUGCGUGGAAACCCCGAAGGAAAAAACCGCACCUCAUUAGAAUGUUGUUAAUUUCGUCAAACCAAAAACCAAAAACCAAAAAACGGCAAAAGAAAUCGAAAACAAACGGCGUCGUUUGCUGAUGAUGAUGGUGCGGUGUGUCGUGUCGCGCCUGUCAAUUGUUUUUUGUAGUGGCAUCCCCGUCGGAUCCAUAGUAAUUUCAUUCAUCGUGCGAAGGGGUACCGGGCAGGGUCAGGUGAAAGGUGUGACGGAAGCAAGCGAAAGAGUGAGAGAGCGCGAGGGAAAAAAGUGAAGUGACGCGCUUAAUGCGUGUGCGAUUGUAGUACGGCUUUCCCUCCCGGGUUUUACGGCUCGGGGAGGCAAAAUCUUCGGUAAUUAGUAUCGAUUACAGGUGCAGUGAAAGUACACACUCCUCUUCCCGCCCGUUUUCCUUCUUUUUGUGAAUUAGCGGAAAAAUUAUCAAAUCUGUGAGAUUUAAACAUCGAAAGCGGAGAAAAAGGGAAAAUGUGUACUUGAGUGAAGGUGCUAGUCCUGGUGACCCCCAGGGGGUAGGCAGCCCCCAAGAUGUUGCCGCUCAACGCUCGGGCCACAACACGAUGACGGCUGAUGACGACUGAUGACGGGGUGGCGUAUGUAAUUUGUGGAGAAAUUGUGGAAGGCGGAGCGCCCCAAAUGGUGUAGUUAAUUCGCCGUCGUAUGAGUGUGUGUGUGUGUGCGGUGGUGGUUGGAGGGAGGCUCGCGAAAGUCAAUUUUGAUUUGUUUGAACCACGCGGGGAGCGGCCACCACAACAGGAGCGAUUAUUAGCCAACGAUAGACACUGCGGGGAGAAUCGAAUUAGAUUUACGUGGUGAGAGAGAGAGAGAGGUGUGUGUGUGCGUGUUCAUGUGCGGGGGGAGGGUGUAGGGGUUUUAAACUGAGCAAAGCAAAAGAGCGUUAGCGAGAAACAACGGAAGCAAACAUGUUUAGCUGUCUUUGGCAAUUAUGGGAUUGGAUUGAUCCACCCACGUUCACGACGAUGGAGAGCAAAAAGCUGCAGCAGCUGCAGCAGGCCAACUCACACCUGGCGCCGAUGCCGCAGAUGAAGCCACCGCAGCAGGGCGGUGGCGGCUACCAGCACGGGUACGAUUACGGCGCCACCGGACCGGCACCGGGCCGAUCGGCCAUGUAUCCCGCCCAGUACCAGAGCUACGGCCAGCCGCACCCGUCGGCGUCGUCGCUCCGGUCCCCCUACUCGACCGGCAGUCCCAAAUCUUCGCUCAGCACCAACAGCGGCGCACUGUACGGCGCCACGGACGGGGCUGAUCUCUCGUCGGCCAGCGGGGCGGCCCAAUCCGGGUAUCACCUGCACCCGGCGCACCAUCAACAGCAGCAACAACAACAACAACAACAGCAGGGUUUGCUGCACGCCCAGCAUCAACAGUAUCGCAGCAACACGCUCGGGCCCGGCGGCAGCGGCGGCGGUAGCUAUGGAUACGAUCAACAACAGCAACAUCAGCUGUACCGCGUUAGCUCCCCAUCGAGCGGUAGUGGUGGAGAGCGGGAGCGGCUGUACCAGACCGCUCCGCUGGUACGGUCUGUUGGCGGUGGCGGCCCGGGUAGCAGUGGCGUCGGCACGCCCCACUCGGUGACCUCGGGCUCGACGGCCCACAACGCACCCAUGUCCAAGCUGGAGCUGCAGUUCCAGCAGCUGCAGCGCGAGAAGAUCCAGCAGCAGAUCAAAACGGCCACGGAAGCGAUCGCGCACCAGCAGCAAACGUUCGCACUGCGGCAGCAGCUCAACCCGCCCGUACCGAACUACCAUCUGAAGCAGAACCUGCUCCAGAAUCUGUCCCAGCAUCAUCAGCAGCAGAUUCAGCAGCAGCAGCAGCACCAUCAGCAGCAGCAACAACAGCAGCAGCAACAACAGCAACAGCUGCAGGUACACAAACAUCCACAAUAUCCUUCACAAGCGCAGCAGCAGCAGAAGCAGUUAGCUCAGCAGCAGAAGCAACAGCAAAUGCAAAAACAGCAACAACAGCAAAUGCAACACGCAAUGAAGCAUCAGCAGCAACAGCAACAACAACAACAACGAUAUGCAGCGAACGGCGGCGGCGGUGGUUCACAGCAUCGAAACGCGCCGCCAUCGAGCUUGAAUCUGCAGAACCACUGCCAGCCGGCGGCCAGCGAAACCGACAAGAUGAUGCGCUCCCACGUGCCAUCGUAUCAGGGCACGCUGGAUUCCGUUGCCGCAGGAGGUGCCGGUGGUGCGUACGGAGAGGAAGGAGAAUCGCUGUACCUGCAGCGAGCCGGCUAUCAGCAGCAUGCAGGGAUGGCCAACUCGCCGCCCGGCGGUGCCGCUAGCGAAAUCAUCAUUCAGCAGAACAUUCCCGGGCAGGUGGUGAACCAAGCCUGCCAGACGCAGAUCAGCUCGAUGGUGCUGGCGGGCAGUAGUAACGCAGCCGGGCAGCAGCAGCAGCAGCAGAUGAAAUCCUCCCCCUCGGACACGCUGUCCAGCCCGUCGCACGAUUCGAGCGAGCGGAAGCGCAGCGCGGGAGGCCAGCAGCAUACGCUCAAAUCGCCCGUCACGCGGCGACCCGCCAACGCGCCCGUUGCGCUGGCCGGCUGGCUGUACAAGCAGGGCUCGGACGGGCUGAAGGUGUGGCGCCGGCGGUGGUUCGUCCUGUCCGAGUACGUGCUGUACUACUACAAGGGGCAGGAGGAGGAGAAGCUGCUCGGCACGGUGCUGCUGCCGUCGUACAAGGUGUCCGCCUGCUUCCCCGAGGACAAGAUCUAUCGCAAGUUUGCGUUCAAGUGCGAGCACGCCAACAUGCGCACGUUCGUGUUUGCGGCAGAGAGCGGUGAAUCGAUGAGCCAGUGGGUGAGGGCGCUGACACUGGCCACGAUGAUGAUACAGCCGGCGGGGGCGGAACAGGAGGAAAGUCUCUCCCAGCCGCAGCAGCAGCAGUACAGCAGUGGCAAAGCGGGCGGUACUGGGACGGAGCUGCUGUCGAGUGAUUCGAGCGGCGGGCCUCAGUCGCACGGGUCAAACGAUACGAUGAAACUGAUCCAGCAAGCGAGUGGGAAUGGCAGUAGCAGCAGCAGUGGUGGUGGUGGAGGAAUGUCUGCACUCAACGAUAGCAUCUCCCUGCCGCAACCGCUGUACGCCAAUGCUCCACCGAAGCCGAGACGCGUCAACGAUGGCGGCUACUCUUCGCCCAGCCCCGAACAUACGAUGCUGCACGAUCGGUACGAUCAAAUGGUGCAGCAGCAGCAGAUGCUGGCCACCGGGGGACAAUUCCCCCCGGGUGCAGUGGGGGGCGGUUCCGGCCCGCCGAAUGGAGGCAUGGUACUCGGCAGCAGUCGAACGCCAGCCGCACUAACGGCCCAUGCGAUUUACGGCGAUCCGAAGCGAAUCGAACGCGACCUGUACAUUCAGAAGCUGAUCGAGCAGCAGCAGCAGCAGCAGAAAUUGAACGCUUCCAAGCAGCAACAACAACAGCAACAGCAGGGAAUGCAGUCCUCUCCCAUGCACGGUGGUGGGGUACUGCGUAGCGGUGGCGGUACCGGAACGAAUCCCUUCCUGUACCCGAGCAACGAUCGCCGGACGCCGGACACGUACGGGCCGCCCAAUUCAGCGAUCGAUCCCAAGCACAUGUCCGACUAUGAGGACAUCUACAACCUAACGAUGCUGUCCAAGUCGCUGCCGGCGAACGCGAUGGAAGCAGCGGCGGGAGCAGGGGGUGUGGCAGCCGGCGGGACAACCUACAAACGGCCGUCCAGCCCGCUGCGCUACGAAGGCAAUGGAGCGUUUCCGGCAUACAUGGGCGCCGCAAUGUACAAUGCCGGCCAAUUCGAGCAUCAGUCACCGGGAGCUGCUGGUCAACAUCCCCAGCACGCCCAGAUGCGUGCACGACCCAUUCCACCGAGCAUUCCGCGGCCACAUUCUGCAGACUUUCUGGACUACGAAGCGCGCCAUCCAAUGAACCAAGCAGCCGGCGGUGUGACCGAUGAGCCAAGCCCUGUCCAUCGCACCCCACGGCCCAAAUCGAGCCUAGACAUCAACCGAACGCCCGAUCACUACUACUAUUCCGAGGCCAGCUAUGCCGAGAAGAUGCGCCUGCAAAGCGCUUCCUACCUGCAGCGAACAAAUAACCCGGGAGCUGGGGCGUCGCGCAAACAACGAUCCGAUGAUAUGCAAGGAUUGUUUGCCAGCGGUACGAUGCCCCGGGAUGGACUAUACCGGAGCGGCAGUGGUAAAAUCAUGCAGCUGCAAGCAUCUGGCCAACAGGGUGAAGAUUAUCCGCACGGUGGCUCGCAAAGUAUGCCCCGGCCGUCCGCUACCGACCAUCGGACCGGUGGCACCGGUCAGGGUCGUCCCACCGUCAGCAGCUUAAAGAAGCAGGGCACCGCCCAGCAGCAGCAGGAACAGUUUGCCCGGUCGGCAAGCGCCCGGUUGCCCCGCAAGGAGGAAGAUUCGUCGCUGCGAGACGGCGAACGCAAGCGGGAAGAAUCCAUGAAGCGACUGCUCGAGUGGAAGCAGCGCAUGCUGCAAUCGCCGCUGACGAAGAAAAUCGCCAGCCAGCACGCGGCAACGAUGGCAUCGGCCGAAUCGCUCAAUCGUGGCUCCAAUGCUAGCGUUGGUGGUGGUGGUGCCGAUCGACGCAACGAGGACAUCUACGGUCUGAAGGCGGACGCUGAGGCGCUACUGCGCGGGGACUACUACGCAUCGAGCUACGAACGCCAGUCGGUGGGUGAUCUGACGGCCCUAGGCUCGGUGACGGCCGCCAGAAAGCAUGGGGGCAGUGCGGUCAACAUUGCGCAAGCGUCCUCGUCGGCGUUCGGCAGCCAGAUGAAGCUGAACGGUGACUACAACAGCUACUCGUCGGACGAUGAAGCCUCGAUAUCGGUGCGGAAUGUGUUCAACCUUCCGAAGGUCGCUCUAACGGUCAAGCCGGACCCAUCCGAUCCCGCCUACCUGCAGGCAGUGGCCAAGGGAGCGGGAACGCCCGGAAGCAGCUACUACGAGGGCAUGAUGAUGGGCGCUGCUGCCGCUGACUUUUACGCCAGCGACAAGUACAUUCGGCCCGACAUAAGCUUCGAGUCGACGCACGACCUGUACACCCAGGCCCAGCUGCAGCGUGCCCAGGAGCUGAACCUCCAGCAGCACUAUCAGCUGCAAAACAUCGAUCGAAGCUUGGCAACGAUGCAGGACCAGCAGCAGCUGCCGCAGGACGCUUCCCCGCAAUCGCCAAUGGCUGGUAGACCCGAUGGGCCGGCGCACUGGUCGGCGACCUCCACUACGGCAGGUGGUGCUGCUGGCAACGAGCCGGGUGGAUAUAUGAACGGUCGUAUGAACAGGGAGGCCUCCAGUGAACGAUUAGAUGCGAAGCCCUUGGAUGUGUCUGCUGGUGAUCUUCUAAACCGGACGCACGAAGAGUUGAUACUACUGUUGAUUCAGUUGCGACGACAGAACAGUCAAACAGCGCGAUCGAUCGAACAGUGCUGCACGAACAUUCAUGAAUUACAGAACCUUAUCCGCACCGCUGAGGGAAAUCGGAAGGCGGACAGUUUAGCCCGCCUGGAUGCACUAAAGCAACAACUAACGGAGCUGGAAAAGCAAUACGAAAAGGAGAAACCCUUGAUCAAUCUGGUCGACAACAUGGUCAAGCUGGGCAGUCUGUACCGUGGACCGGUCGGUGGGAAGAAGCAACUCCAAUCGCCCGAAUCGGCCACGCUCGAUCGCUUGGAAUUCAAUCAGCGCAUGCAGGAGCGCCGUUUGCUGCAGGAAGAGCAGCGUCAGUGGGAUCGUACCAGCCCGAACCACGUGGAGCUACAGUCGAAGGUGCAACAGCUAUACCAGAUCGAUAAACUAAUGCAGGAAGAAUCCGGCACACUGCAAGCGCUGCAGCGUGAUAAGGAAAAUUUGGAGAAAGCGCUCGCGACACUGAAGACGCACGUAUUGAAUCGGGAAGGUGGAAAUAUGCCAAUGGCGAUGGAUACCGCCCGGCAGCAGCAGCAUACGCUGGAGCGUGAGCUGACAAGGGUGCAUCAGUUGCUGGCAGCUAAUUCGAAGAAACUGGAGAAGACAGUCUCAACGAACGCUCGGCUGGAGCAGGAGCUGCUGGUACUGCGCCAGAAGCUGCAAGCUUCCCGUGAGCAUCGUUCGAUGCAUUCGGUGUUUGAUUCAGCCUCCCCGAUGGAUAACCAGUACAUGCCCGGUUCGGUGACUGCAGUGCUCGAGUCGGAACUGAAGCGCGCGAAAUUGCUGGUCGGUGACAUGCAACGCCAGCGCCAGGAGCUCGGUCAAGCCGUGCGUCAGCUGACCUCCUACAGCGAUAAUCACGAGGCGCAAAUGAUGGAUCGCCUGCAGGCCGAUGAGCAACAGCACAUGGCGCUUUCGCAGGAACAACAGCGCGACCAGCAGCAGCAGCAACAAUCGGCUAGCGCAAAGCACAAGCGUAGCUAUUCUUCGUCCUGGGUAGAGACGGAUCUCGAUUCGUUGGCGGGCAAAGAAUCAUCCGUCUCGUCCGCCAGCAACCAUCGCGCCCUAUCGUCCUCAGCAUCGAGCGUGCUGACGAUCGAUGACGAAAUGCAAAGCCUGUUUCUUCCGAGCAGCCGCGCUAAGGAGCCCAUCGAAGGUGCGGAAUCGUUGGACGAUCUGUACUCGGCCGGGGGACCUUUGUACAACUACGGUGCCGGCGGUAUGCUGAAUCCAGCCGAUAAGCAGGAAAUUAAAACGGUUCGCAUUGUGAAGCGCGAAUCCGAGCGACGGAUGCGGGACAAGGAAAAGAACGAUCGCAAUCUGGCCCUCAGCCUCGAUCAGGUGCUGGAAGAGGAGGCACAGUUGAUGGAAGAUUACCAGCGCUCCAAAUCGCUGCCCAGAGGGUACGAAACGCAUGAGCUGUUUGUGCAGGGCCACGAAUCGGGCAGUGAUGGUGUUACCGGCUCACUCGACGGAAACAAGCUGAUGAGCGAUUAUUACAGCAGCGUCGUCGCUUCGACGAACGGAAACAGCUACCCUGUUUCGCUGAUCGAUCGCCAGGCCGAUCUUUACACGGGUAACUUUGACGGUGGGUUGCAAUCGAAGUACCUUAGCAACGAUGGCAGUCGAGUGUCGGGCGUUGGGAGCGUUUCGUCGUACCAGUCUAGCUAUCUCGGCAGCGUCGGAAGCACCGGCAGCACGACCGGUAUGUCCACCAGCUCGCUGAGCGGUCUGAAACGCAAGACGGAAUCGAUACAAAGCCUCACGCAUGCCGAUGCGGAGCUGGAUCCCGUGUUCCAGAGUGAGGCGGCGAAGCAGAUCAUCAACGAAAUGGCAACGGGCGGGAACAUGACCGUUGGCGAGAACAGCGGUGACUCGUCGGGAAGUGGCGAGACGAAAGCGACCUCGAGCAUGAAAGACGACCAGCAGUACCAGCAGCAGCAACGCCAGCAAGCGCAGCAAAAUCGACAGCGCCGAGCCGUUCCGAAGGAUAAGCGUCGACAUCACACGGCGCCCCAUCACGUCAAUGCAAAGUCCAUCGAGUUGAUGCACAGCGAAAAUGAUAUGAACAAAAAUAAUGUCAACUGGAGAGCGCGUGAUGACGUCGACCUGGAGGUCACGAUACGGCCCCGCUCGAACGCACCGGACGUGGUACGGUCCGCCCUUGGGCCGCGGGAAAAAAUCUCCGAACACACCAUCGACAAGCUGUUGGCCGCACCGAGCAAGAUCCUCAUCCCCGAACGCUACGUACCUGAGCAGACGCCGGAACUGUCGCCGGAGGAGAAGCGGCGCCGGCAGGAGAAGGUGGAAGCGAUCAAGAAAAUGCUCUCCGACACACCGAUUGGCGGCGGUGCCGGUGGUAGUAAUGAGGCCGGUGGGCUGAAUCCAGUGCCGAACGCGGAAAAGAAACAGCGUGAACAUCUCAUCCAGCUCAAUCAAAUCCUCGCCCAGCAAGUGAUGCAAAUGAGCAAAAUUGUCGCAGAGGAUAAACCGGCGAGCUAUGAUGGUGCACGCGAUAUGCGCAAAGAAGACUCGUCGGCCGUACUGCCCUCCAAGAUAAAACGCAAAUGUAACGCACAGUUUAGUACUGCGGCAAACGCAUCGGGAAGCAGCAAACCGAACGACGACAGAGAUCACUAUGAAUCGGACCUGGAAGACUACGAUACGGACUCGCCGGCGGAACCACUUCCGCUGUAUCAGCAGCGUGAAAACUAUUUUACCUAAAUGUAGAGAGUGUCGGCGCUCGUUGACUUCCGUCCCCGUGUCUUAUCGUGUGGCAUUGUGAAGAAUGGUUUAGAAAUUGAAUUCAGGCUGACCUAGAAGAAAGCCUCCAAAACGUGAAAUUCGAAAAUCGAAGAAAUCAAUUGUGACACUGACUAUCUUACUGUGCACAUGUUGCACCAACGACGUGCAUUCGUGCAUUGCUGCAAGAAUUGCAUUACUUUAGGUAGGACUAAUCUAAUACCCCAUAUCUCCACAUACUAUGCAAUUUAACUGCCAUUGAUUUGAAAACACACGCAACUCUAUCGAUCUAUUCUGGGAAGCUAUUCUUAUAAGAUUUUUUGUUCCUUAUUGGAGGCGCAUCAAUAUGUGUCUUUCACCCGCCAAUUAACGCGCGAUUGCAAUAUUAAAGGCAUCGAUGUUGAAUGGCAUUCCAGUGCAAAACAUAAUUUUACAAGUCAGUAUGGGUCUUAGUUAAUAGUUCAGAGAUCGAUAAAAUAUCGCCCACAGGUAAUAUAAAAGUAUCAUAGCCACAUGAAUAUCGUUGAGCUUUCACAGGUUUCCUAUCCGAGCAGGAGAAAACUAAGACUUCUGCGUAGUGCGGCACAGUUGCAAGGCAAGUUUAAGAUGUCGGAUUUUGUUUAGUAGUUAUUUUGGAAACGGUUUUUUUAUAAUACAAAGCACGAGACCAAUUGUUUUACAGUGAUCCACCCCAAGCAAAUCAUUUGCAUUCUCCACUGCCAGGGCCAGGAUUAAAGAAGACAAGCUUUGGAGUGGUUGUGUUUUGGAGGGCGUGGGCUACAUCAAUGACAUACGUCUAAUUUUAAAAUCAAGUUACUCUUUCAGCAGUGCAACCGUUACUUGAACAGGGUGCGGCUUUUUUAUCCAUCUUUGAAUUUAGUUCUUCAACUAUUCUUGCAUAUGUAGAACUCAUCCUUCUCACUAGUGACGAUGUCAACGAACGGACGAUUUAUAUGUCAGCUGUAGGGAGGUUUUAGUACGAUUAAGUCUCGAUAUUACACGAACAGAUAAGGCAGCCGUAACAAAUUUAGUGAAUAGGAUCUAUACAAGAACUGUUGUUGUACAUAUGAAAGUUAGACCUAUUCAAUGCGAAUAUUUAAAUAAGACUAAAUAUAAUAUAUACCUUGUAUCCAAUGCAGCAAGUCGCGUCCUACGCACCUACAGAGCUUUUUUGGUCGGUACUGCUGCUACUGCUGCUAACCACAUUUAAGAGCCCGCCACAUAAAGUAGCAUAAAACAGGGCACUAAAUCCUAUGCAUUAAUGAUCAAUAGUAUAGCAUGCAUUACCGCACUUAUCCACAUCCAUAUCCAUAUCAACCAACCAUCGAAGAAGGGGUCGACGUGCGUGCUAGAAGCUUUGAAGCUUUGCAACAUGUCGGUGCGUCGAAUCAAACUGCAUACUCAUCAUAUCAUACACGCAAUCAUAUGCGAAGAAAUCAUCGAUCGAGCGGGUUUUUGAGGAUCAUGAGGAUGGUCUCUCGCCACACAAUUGCUCAAUAAAAUUACUAGUAAAAAAACAAGACAAGAUGUGACACCAAGCGCGCGCGGUCAAUUAUAAGAUGCACUGUGUUGCAUCGUGCUUGCUCUGUUUGUGUUGGUGACAAGCAAACCGUUACCUACCGCAAGAAUAUGUAUAUUGCAAAUGCUAAUGAAGUUAAACGCUGCAACAGAACGAAAUGUACCCAACUACACAAUCCCUUUUUCGACGGAACUGAAAGCUGCACAACUCCCUCCUUACUAAGACGUCAGCUACAAGGGUCGUAAAUUACAUACUUUUCAAGUUAAACUAAGGGUGCAAGACAAAACAAAACAAUAACUAUUAACUACAAUCUGUCUGUGAAUUUACAGAAUGGAGCUUUUGACAGUUAAUAAGACUUAUUCCAAAUUAUAAAGCAAACAAUGCUAUAGUAGAUGUUAUAGUUCUCGAACAUACAAGUAUACUAUCGCACCCGUAAGCAUGCACAUUUCACGAUGUUACUGGGGACAAACAAAGGAGCUAAGGAAUGCAUUUGGACAACAGUCAUCAACCAACAUCACAAAACCGGUCCGUUGUGAUGCCCAUUAAGUUAGAAACAAUUCCACACACCCGUGCAACCACGAAUAUAGCAUACCAUACACUCAAUUAUUUGCUCAGUCAAUUUUUAAACAAUUAGCGGAAAGCGACAGAUUUGUGGGGAAGAUGAGAAAGAAAGAAGCGAGAAAAAGACAUUAAAAUUACCAGUAUUCAAUUAUCGACGACAAUUAAUACCUUGCCCAUGCCACCUCGAGGAAACCUUUUACGAAAAAGGUGAUUAAUCUUGCUUGGAGCGUUUUUUUAUUUAUUAUAAUUCUAUUUGUUAAAAAAGUAAACAAAACCCUUCUUCUAUUCCGAUGUGGUAAAUCUGCUGCCAUAAGACUUAAGUGUGUAAAGGAAUUUAAAUUAUAGUAAACAUUUAUUUCAGUGUUGUUUUUUAUAUGCAUCAAUAGUGAAAAAAAGACGUUAAUCUAGCAGCGACAGAAAUAAUUCAUUUCGUUACAAACGUAAAGGAAGCAAUGGGAGCAAAGUAUAGUAGGGCAAGAGUAUAAUACCUUUUUACUAGCAAAUAAUCCGGUCGCAAAGUAGUACAAUUUUAAAACAAAAAUUAUAAACACGAUACGCCAUAUAUGAAGAAGCGAGAAAGAGAGGUUGUAAGAGCGAUAGAAAGAGAGAGAGAGAGAAAAUUGAAAUAUUUUGGCUAGGACAGCGGCAUUUGUUUAUUUGUUUUUAUUUUUUUCUGUUAGUUUUAAUAUGCGCAAGAUUGAGUUAAAGUGGGCGAGUUACAUUUAUUUAUUGAAAAGUGAAGGACGUGCUUUGUGUGAUCUUAAAAAUGUGAAACCGUUACGUUGACCAUUCCUUCUCGUUGUGCGUGCCUGUGCGUUGCGCAACUGCCAUAUUAGCGAAAGCGUGUACCAUAAACAGCAUGUUAUGUAUUUUGUAAAACACACAAAGAUUAAUACACAGCAAAACCCCCAGAAUAAAUGCAUCCGUCUUACAAUUUACCUCAAUUAGCUCCUCUGGUACGAGAUGGGUAAUGAUGUAGUGGAUUUGGAUAAGCCAGAAAAUCUAAGUACAAUUUAUCUUCGGUUCGUUUACCAUUAUGCUGCACGCGGCGCUUUGUUGCUCAUUCAAAUUAGAAAAUAAAUCACAACGCAGUAGAAAACCUAGUAUACAAUUUUGUUUUUUGUGUUUAUUAUUGUUUCGUUAUUUAAGGAAAAACGAUACUUUCCAUCUUGUUUUGAGCUAUUUGUUUUAAGGUAAACAUAGUCAGUAGUUCACAUUCAGUUGAAAUCACCAUCACCAGAACCAACAGCAAGCAUAAAUAUGAUUUACCAUAAGAAAAAAGAAAUACAUUCACAAAUACCAUGCUAAACAUUGCAUAGGAAAAUUAUACAUAAAUAUGCGUAUGCACAGUAAAAUCAUUAGUAGCGAGAUUGCAUUUCAUGUAGAGCUGUAGCGCAAGCAAAAAAAAAAUUAUCGGUAAAACCGAUUGAAGAAUUGCGGCGCUUACCGUACAAUUAUUCUACCGCAACCGACACAAACUAAACGAAACAGCUUCAAUUAUGCUGAACAAUAAUAGUAAUAAUAACACUAACUGUACUUAUAAUAACAUAAUGAAAACAACAACACAGACAAAUUGGCGGGACAAAUACUAUAUACGAAAGCAUGUUGGACACAGGAAACUCUACAAUUGAAAUAAGCAUAAGUACCUUAAGCUGUUAAAUUAUUAUUAUUACUAUCAUCAGUAUCGAUACAUAAAUUAUCAUUGUUAACGGAUGAGCCAAUUGUACAAUACCCCCCAUCAAUAUCGCAAUAGCGGAUAUAGACAAAAUAAACCAUGUGUUAGUAGA